Molecule: messenger RNA, 2394 nt
Organism: Limulus polyphemus (Atlantic horseshoe crab)
Lineage: Eukaryota; Metazoa; Arthropoda; Merostomata; Xiphosura; Limulidae
Exons: 17
Coding region: 60-2198 (712 amino acids)
Biological process (GO): protein dephosphorylation
Cellular component (GO): protein phosphatase type 2A complex; cytoplasm
Molecular function (GO): protein phosphatase regulator activity
Source: RefSeq, a predicted model, not a curated record
ACUUUGGUAGGGGUUAGGCCUAGCGUGAAUGUAAAGAAAACAAGUGCGUUGUUUAUAUCAUGUCUGAAAAUAUAGCAGAGUUAUUGUGCAGUGGAACUAAACUUAAUCGUGAUAAAGGUUAUGCAAAUUUAAUGACGUUUUUGGAGAAGUCUCAGAACAGUAAUUGUUCUAUUAAAGAUAUUGAAGAUUUACAAAGUAUUUUUGUCAAACUUUUAGACAAUGAUACUUCAAGUUCUUGGGAGAAAAAACUAGGGGCACUGUUGGGUGUAAAAGGUUUACUUUCAUUUGUUAUUGCUUCCAUAAAAUGUCAUUCCGAAACAUCUUCCUCCAAUGACAGUACCAGUGAUGUUAUUGAACUGUUAAAGUCAGAGAACUUUUUUUUAGAACUUUUUUCUUUAUGUGAAAAACUUCUGACACAUGAAGAAGUAAGAAUUCGUUUGACAUCAGGAGAAGUGAUAGGACUCUUAUGUCAAAUCCAUGGUACCAAAGUUUAUAAUCAGUGCCAAGAGAGACUACUGACAUUGAUCAAAGACAACUUGGAAAGAGAGAUUUCAGAUGUAAGCACAGGAGUUUCACAAGAAUGUAAUGAUGAUGAAAAAUCUCCUAAGAAGACUUUAGAAAGGCGAGGAAGUGCUAAUGCUGCUCAGAUAUUUCAUGACACCGCUGGAUGGAAGUGCUUGGAAACCAGCAUGAAGUGUCUUCAGGCUGUGGUGGAUGGAUGCGGGACAGAGUUUUGGCCAUGGAUAACUCAGGAACUGUUGGACCUUUUGUUUCAAUCUUUAAAACAUACAAAUCGUUUUGUUCGAGAAACAGGAUAUUAUGUUUUAGGAUCACUAAUUGCAUGUGGAUCCCUACAGACAGAUUCCUGUGCUGAAAAGCCAUUCACAGCUGAUCGAUUUGGUCAUCAGAUAAGUAAACAACUUGCUGCUGGUCUGGCUGACAAUUGGAGUCAAGUACGACUGGCUGCUUCAGAAGCAACCAGAAAGUUUUUAUUGUCUUUUUCCACUGAUGCUGAACAAGAAGUUUUCUUUCCUGAACUGCUACCACAGAUGUGUCUGAAUAGGUAUUAUGUGGCAGAAGGAGUUAGAAUUUAUUCCCAAGAAACCUGGAAGACGGUGGCAAAAAAUGAAGGCAGAGAACUUGUAGAGAAAUAUAUUGAGCAUAUGGUAAAUUACUACAUCUCUCAGACACAGGCAGAUAAUCAUGCAGUUCGUGAAGCUGCAUGUGCUUGUAUUGCUGAGUUGGCUUCAAAGAUAAAAAGAGAAGCUGUAGGCCCGCAUGUUCAAAAGUUGUUGCAGACUUUGGUGAUCUGUUUUCAAGAUGACAGUUGGCCAGUGAGAGAUGCUGCAUGUCUAGCAAGUGGCAACUUUGUCCUAUGUUAUCCAGAAGAAGCAAGCAAUGUGAUGGACAAACUAUAUCCACUGUUCUUCACAAACCUGGAGGACUGCAUAUCAUCUGUAAGGCAAGGUGCAGCUGGGGCCAUAGCCAAUGUUGUCAGAGCAUAUGGAGAGGUCUCCAUGAAGAUUGUUGAAGAAAAGAUUAAGAGUGGUUUGAAGGGAGUAGCCAACCAACCAGUUGAAUCAGAAAGAUAUGCAGAUGUGGACAAAGGACCGGCUACUUUUAGUGUUGUGAAAAGGUUACGUGACAAUGACAUGGAGUUGCACACUGACAAACAGAUGUACUCCUGUGGCUCUUUGGCACCUAAAAUGAGCCGUGGUGGAAGUGGCUGCUCUAACCACAGCUUUCGAAAACCAUCUGAACCCUGGGAACUAGCUGAUGGUUGUAUUCAUUUAGUUGUGGAACUAGCACAGAUACAGAACUUAACUCCUAAAGUGUUGGAGUUCUUACCACUGGUGGCAGAAGCAACAAGUCAUCGCCAUUACACUCGUCAUGUGUGUCUGUUAGAGACCUUGUGCAAACAGCUGCCUGUUAUUGCUAGAGGUGUUGGGAAGAGACAUUUUAAAGCUCAUUUAGAGAAGUUUCUGGAUUCUGUGUUUUAUAGCUUAACCUGUGAAAACCUGUUGAUUUCCAGUGCUGCCAGUGAUUGUGUUUCUCAACUAUCUAGCUAUCUUGGUCCGUCAAUUCUGCGUGGAAGGGUGGAAAUGUAUAAUCCAAAUUACCUUCGACAGCUUGAGGCUCAUAUUCAACCAGUUCUCCAGGGAUAUCAGCAAGGUUAUUCCACACAUCAAAAGUUUUAAGUUUCUUAUUUUAAGUUGUCUAUAGUUCUAAUACAGAAUGUAAGAAAAUUAUAUUUCAGUAUGAUAACUGUUUAGAUAGUCAUUUGGCUUAAAACAAAACAAUUCAGAAAUAAAGUUAUGUAUAUUCAAGGUGUACCACAUUCUUCAGGACUAUAUUUCAUUGCAAGUUAAAAAAUAAAAGUUUUCCAGAAUUUGU